UUUUGCGAAUACCCUAACCAAUUCUAACCGUGAGAGAUUUACUUCUCUCGUUUUACAGAAAACUAAUAGAUGUUAUAUCAAAGUCAUACCUACAAUUAGAAACACAUUAAAUUUUAUAAAAAAAGAAAUUUUGAUCUGUUAUCCGUCAAGCGAUUUUUAAAUGCCACACGACAAAAAGAUUACGCGGCGUAGCCGAUCUCGCGAUCGUGAACGGGACCGUGAUCGCGAACGUGAGCGACGGGACCGUCGGCGCAGCAGGAGUCGUUCCAAGGAUCGUAAGAAAGAUAGGAAGCGAUCCAGAUCGAGAGAACGGUCGCGAGAGCGUGACAGAUCGCGAGAGCGCGAUAGAUCCCGCGAACGUGACAGAUCGCGGGAAAAGGAUCGAGAACGCUCAAGGGAUGGUCGAGCGGAUAUCAAGGAUAGAUCCAAGGACGAGAAGAAGCACAAGAGUAGCCCUGUGCUUGUCGAGGAUGAUUCGAAGAAGGAUCUAAAGAGCGAUAUUAAAAAAGAUGAAGAAGAGACGGAGGAGAAGGUCAAGCAGAUUCCAAAGAAGGAACCGUUGAGUCUGGAGGAACUGCUGGCCAAAAAGAAGGCAGAGGAGGAAGCUCGAGCUAAACCAAAAUUCCUCACCAAAGAGGAGCGCGCGGCCAUAGCUUUGGAAAAACGUCAACAAGAGGUAGAGGCGAUGAAGAGACAGCAGGAAGAAGAGCUUAAGUCUAUAUUUCAUAACGAUAAUGCUGGAAAAGAGAGAGAAUGGGAUGAUAGAGACAGGAGAAGAGAUGGACAACGUUUGCGCGAGGAUGAAAUUAAAGAUAAGGAUAAAGAGAAAGAAGUAGAGGCUAUCAAAGAAAGAUACUUGGGAUUAGUGAAAAAGAAACGACGAGUCAGAAGACUAAAUGAUCGAAAAUUUGUCUUUGACUGGGACACUUCAGAGGAUACUUCUGUAGAUUAUAACAACAUUUACAAGGAGAGACAUCAAGUACAGUUUUUUGGUAGGGGUAAUCUGGCUGGUAUUGAUAUAAAAGCACAAAAGCGAGAUCAAAGCAAAUUUUAUGGCGAAUUGCUAGAAAAGAGACGCACAGAAGCUGAAAAAGAGCAAGAAAAAAUGAGAUUGAAGAAAGUGAAGAGAAAGGAAGAGAAACAAAAGUGGGACGAUCGACAUUGGUCCGAGAAGGCGUUGAACGAAAUGACUGAACGCGAUUGGCGUAUCUUCAGGGAGGAUUAUAACAUAACGAUAAAGGGUGGCCGUAUUCCUGAUCCUAUUCGUUCCUGGAAAGAAUCUGGUUUUCCGAAAGAAAUUCUUGACAUCAUUGACAAAGUGGGCUACAAAGAUCUCACACCUAUCCAACGACAAGCAAUUCCUAUUGGUCUACAGAAUCGAGAUAUUAUCGGCGUUGCUGAAACUGGUUCGGGAAAAACACUAGCCUUCCUAAUUCCACUGUUAUUAUGGAUUACUAAUCUGCCAAAAAUUGAAAGGCUUGAAGAAGCGGAUCAAGGACCUUAUAGUAUUAUCCUAGCGCCCACACGUGAGUUAGCGCAACAAAUAGAAGAAGAAACCAACAAAUUCGGACAACCCUUGGGCAUCCGAACAGUUGUAGUGGUAGGUGGUCUAUCGAGAGAAGAGCAAGGUUUUAGAUUGCGAAUGGGUUGUGAGAUUGUUAUUGCUACACCCGGUCGAUUGAUAGAUGUUUUGGAAAAUCGAUAUCUUGUAUUGAAUCAAUGCACUUAUAUUGUGCUGGAUGAAGCUGAUAGAAUGAUAGAUAUGGGUUUUGAACCAGAUGUUCAAAAAAUUUUGGACUACAUGCCUGUUACGAAUUUGAAACCAGACAACGAGGAUGCGGAAAAUGAGGAGAAGCUUCUAGCCAAUUACAAUACGAAGAAGAAAUACAGACAAACAGUGAUGUUUACCGCGACAAUGCCACCCGCUGUGGAACGUCUUGCUAGAACUUAUUUAAGGAGGCCGGCGGUAGUAUACAUCGGUAGCGUCGGUAAACCGACAGAACGCACCGAACAAAUAGUUCAUAUAAUGGGUGAAGCCGACAAACGAAAGAAACUCAUGGAGAUAUUGAGCAGAGGUGUCGAACCGCCCGUCAUUAUAUUCGUCAAUCAGAAGAAGGGCGCGGACGUUCUAGCGAAAGGCUUGGAAAAAUUCGGAUACAACGCCUGUACCCUCCAUGGUGGAAAAGGCCAGGAACAGCGAGAAUACGCUUUGGCAUCUCUCAAAAGCGGAAGCAAAGACAUUCUGGUCGCCACCGAUGUCGCAGGUCGAGGUAUCGACAUCAAGGACGUUUCUAUGGUCAUCAACUACGACAUGGCUAAAACGAUCGAGGAUUACACUCAUAGGAUCGGACGAACUGGUCGUGCUGGCAAAGCUGGUCUCGCCAUUUCCUUCUGCACGAAGGACGAUAGUCAUUUGUUCUAUGAUCUCAAACAAACCAUUCUCGCCAGUCCGAUAUCUACCUGUCCACCGGAACUACUCAAUCAUCCAGAUGCUCAGCAUAAGCCUGGAACGGUAGUUACCAAGAAACGACGAGAAGAGAAGAUCUUUGCUUAAUUUUUCUCCAGGCAUUUUGCUUAGAUGCUUGGAUGCAGGUCAGAACAUUGGAAGAUCCGGAGUUGCAACAGAUGUAAGAGAAAAACAUCAUGAAUUUGAAUCAUUUCUUAUGGAUUAUUAAUUCUAGAAAUUCUACAAUAACACAUACAUCAUCUGUAUUUUAUAUAGUUAAACCUUCGUAUUCUCAAUUAAUGGAGUUUUUAUAAAAUGAGUUUCUCUUGCAUUGCUCUCCAGUUUCUUUACAGUUACUACUUAACGAUAAUUCCGUAAGAUGAAAAUGUGUGUAGAAUAUAAAUAAGGAUUGAAAAAGAAGUGCAAAAUACAAAGAUUGAUCGAUCUAAAUGGAUCGAGAAUACAAUGUAUUUCGAAUUUUUACAAAAUAUUUGAUCCACAUAGGAGAUAUAAUGAAGACACAAUAAUAAGUCAUAUAAUAAUAGACAUUAGAAUAAUGUAUAUAUAAAUAAUUAUUUACAAUAUGGAUACAAUAAAAUUAUUUGAAUUAUAAUAUGA
Cataglyphis hispanica is the source of this 3064-nucleotide messenger RNA. RefSeq names its product probable ATP-dependent RNA helicase DDX23. The coding region runs from base 161 to 2554 and encodes 797 amino acids. Gene Ontology annotation, biological process: mRNA splicing, via spliceosome. Gene Ontology annotation, cellular component: catalytic step 2 spliceosome. NCBI's taxonomy places the organism in Eukaryota, Metazoa, Arthropoda, Insecta, Hymenoptera, Formicidae. The record is from RefSeq and is a predicted model, not a curated record. The transcript is spliced from 9 exons. Gene Ontology annotation, molecular function: RNA helicase activity; RNA binding; ATP binding.